CGUGAAGAUCAUUGAAAAGAAAGAGUGAGGGAGAGAGUGUAUUAGUAGUCAGAUUGUAUUUGAAGCGUGGUAGCAUAGCCACAACACAUACAUAGAUACUUCAACCACUGCGAUUCCGUUGUAUCAGCUACGUGAAAGAAGCAAACGACGCAUUCAAACACGAUGGACCAUUUGGCACAUGAUACUCCAGACAGGGACUUGUCAUCGAGUGAAGAUGAGUUCUUUGACGCCGAAGAGUCCCCCAGACCAUCUCCUAAUUCCAAUCAAACGGCAUCCAAAUUAAGCGAACUAAGUGGCCAAACGAAUACAGCACUAAACCUUACUAGCCAUAUCAGUGAUGUCAACUGUCCAGUUGGUACCCCUACGAAACCCGCUAAACUAAUAAUAAGUGACAUUGGCGCGGAAGGAACAAAGACACCUGUGAAUACGCCUUCUGCCAUGAGCUUCCUUAUAAAUCCAG
Sphaeroforma arctica JP610 is the source of this 460-nucleotide messenger RNA. RefSeq lists its product as hypothetical. The annotation marks the transcript as partial. NCBI's taxonomy places the organism in Eukaryota, Ichthyosporea, Ichthyophonida. The record is from RefSeq and is a predicted model, not a curated record. The transcript has a single exon.